AUGAGAGUCAUAUGUAAGCAAGGAUGUCCAUGGGAGUCAUAUUGUGCAAGGUUAGCAAACAAAAAGACAUGGCAGCUGAGAAAGAUUGUUGACAAUCACACAUGUAGCAGAGACUAUAAGGUUAGGUUUUUGAAUUCCAAAUGGUUGGGCAAAAAAAUUACCAGCACUGUGAGAGAGAAUCCUGACUUGAAGCUGAGGGAUAUCAUGGAGAAAACAAAACAAAAAUGGAAUGUAGGGAUCAAUAAGACACUUGCAUACAGAGCUAAGUCAAUUGCAGUUGACAUUGUAGAUGGUUCUUUUAGGGAUCAAUAUACAAGAAUCCAUGAUUAUGGACAUGAGCUUUUAAGGUCCAACCCUGGUUCAAUUGUGGUUAUUAGUAGUCAACCUUGUCAACCAAGUCAAGGUGGAGAGGACAAUACUGAGAAUCUUGAUAGGCCUUUGAAUCCACACUUCCAAAGGAUCUAUAUCUGCUUCAAAGCUUGCAAGGACAAUUUCUUCAAGUGUAGAUCUAUUAUAGGUUUGGAUGGAUGUUUUUUGAAAGGCUACUAUGGGGGACAAAUCCUUGCAGCAAUUGGGAGGGAUCCUAAUGAUCAAAUGCUGCCCAUAGCAUAUGCUGUAGUUGAGGGAGAAACCAAAGAAUCUUGGAGCUAUUUUUUGGAAUUAUUAACAACUGAUUUGGGAGGUGUCAGAAUAUGCAAGACAUACACAUUUAUAAGUGAUCAACAGAAGGGUUUGUUACCUGCACUUGAAGAGCUAGUUGAUAAACAUAUUUGUGUUAGGCACUUAUAUAGAAAUUUCAAGAAUAAGUUUCCUGGUGUCAAAUUAAAGGAGUUGAUGUGGAAGGCUGCUUAUGCAAGUCAUCCAAAUGCUUGGGAGAAAAUUAUGAGACAGAUUAAAGAUGAGAAUCCAGAUGCCUUUAAUCACAUUUGGAAGAUCCCACCUAGGUUUUGGAGUAAAUCAAUGUUUAAAAGUGGUCCAAAAUGUGACACUUUGGUGAAUAAUAUGUCUGAAGCAUUUAACUCUGUCUUUGUAACUGCAAGAGCCAAGCCCAUUGUGACUAUGCUUGAAGAUAUUAGGGAUCAACGAUUAGAAGUAGAUGAUUUUGUUCCUGAUUAUUACAAAAAGGAGUGCUAUGAAGCAUGCUAUACUCCUGUGAUAUAUCUGGCCAAUGGAGCUACUCUUUGGACCAAGACAGAUGCUGUUGACCUACAACCACCUCCUAUAAAAAGACAACCUGGUAGACCCAAAAAGAAAAGGAACAAAGAGGCUGGGGAACAAGUAAGAAGUGCAACACAGCUUAAAAGGGCAAAGUUUGGUAUCAAGUGUAGUAGGUGCAAUAAGGAUGGCCACAACAAGGCCACUUGCAAGUUGCCACCAACUGUGACUACUGUUCCAUCAAGCCAACAAACUGAGACCACUGCUCCAUCAAGCCAACAACCAACAACAAAUGUUUCUUCUGCUGCACCAACAACUGUUUCUUCUGCUACACCAACUACAAACUCAUCUCAACAACCACCCAAAAAGAAAAAGGGACUUCAAAAGGGUCCCAAAAAGCAAGUUGCAAGUCAGCCCUAA
Vicia villosa (hairy vetch) is the source of this 1575-nucleotide messenger RNA. RefSeq lists its product as uncharacterized. NCBI's taxonomy places the organism in Eukaryota, Viridiplantae, Streptophyta, Magnoliopsida, Fabales, Fabaceae. The transcript has 5 exons. The record is from RefSeq and is a predicted model, not a curated record. The coding region runs from base 1 to 1575 and encodes 524 amino acids.